AUGGGCGCAUGCGGCUCAAAGGCGCAGCAGCAGACUCGAAGUCCGGAGCCCAAAGAGCAGCCGGCUGCUGAAGCCAACAAAUCCACCGAUCAGAGCGGCGCUGCAGUUUAUCCCGCUGAAGCUGCACAAGUGGAGAGGAAAACGUCUUGUUCUAGCGCCGCAGCCGCUAACAAGGGUGAAAUGCCGACUGCGAGCACGGGCACACCCGAGGCGCAGCAGCAGCUUGAUCAACAGCAGCGAGAGCAGAGGAUGCAGCAAGAGUCGAAAGUCGCUUCUCAGCCACCGCAUCAUGUCGAGGGAGCGGCGUGUGCGGCUUUCGUGUUGCUGUUUCUUCCGCUGCUGCCUUUUUGCCAAUGGGCUGCCUUCGGGGGAAGGGGCGAGAGGAAGGCGCAGAAGGCGAUUAUGCACAAGGAUGACUCGCAAGCCGAAGACGCGAGGCUCCUUGGGCACUUGGAAAAAAGGGAGAAGACUCCUUCGGAUCUCGUUCUGAUUCGGAGUUCUUUGGGAAGCAACUUGGUGUGCUCUUCCUUGAACGAGGCGGAGGUGGACGCCCUCGCGAAUGCAGUCGAAUACUUCGCCUUUAAGGCCGGAGAUGUGGUUACGCAACAGGGGGAAAGCGGAAGUUAUUUCUUCAUUGUGCAUAGCGGGGAAUUUGAGGUGCUGGUCAACGACAAAGUCGUCAACAAAGUCAUGACGGGGCAGGCUUUUGGAGAGAUCGCUCUAAUUCACAACACUGCCAGAACAGCAACCAUCAGAACGCACACCCCGGAAGCCGCCCUUUGGGGGGUUCAACGACAGGUUUUCAGGGAGGCGCUGAAGCAGCUCAGCAGCAGGAACUUUGCUGAAAAUCGCCAGUUCCUUGCGUCGGUCAAGUUUUUCGAAAUGCUGACGGAAGCGCAAAAGAAUGUGAUUACCAACGCGCUCGUGGUGCAGUCCUUCCAGGGGGGCCAGCCGAUCGUCCAGGAAGGGGAGAAAGGCGACGUGCUGUACAUUUUGAAGAGUGGCAAAGCCCUCGUCUCGAUCAAGGGCAAAGAAAUCCGAGUUUUGCAACGUGGAGACUACUUUGGAGAGAGGGCUUUGCUUUACGACGAGCCUCGCAGCGCUACCAUCACCGCUCAGGAACCAACUGUCUGCGUAUCCAUCGGAAGAGAUCUGUUGGAUCGUGUGCUGGGCAACUUGCAACACGUGCUCUUCAGGAAUAUCAUGCUUGAAGCGCUGCAGCAGAGCAAGGUGUUUGCAUCCUUUCCAGCUGACCAGUUGGGGAAUCUUAUCGAGUCUGUGGUGGUUAAAGACUACCCCGAGAAUUACACGAUAUUGGAUCGGGAGAAUCGCACAAAAGCAUCCGCUUCAGCCUUCUUCUCAGCUCAGGGGGUCCGCUUCUUCUUCGUUUUGGAAGGCGAAGUAUCUGUUUUCAGCUACGCAGAGAAGGCGGGUGGAGCUCGCAGCGGGGAGCAGGAUCUAGAAGCCCACUUAAUCGAAACCCUCAAAAGGGGGCAGGCUUUUGGGGACGAAUAUGUCUUGGCUCCUAACAAGGCCUUUGAGCACUGCGUCAAGAGCAACGGACCGACCAAGCUGGCGCUCUUGACCGCUAGCGCGCUCACUGCCACCCUUGGAGGCCAUAACAUUGACGAAACUCUUGACUACAACAACAAACUGGCCAUCACCAAGAAGAUGUACAUCUUCAGAUACCUCUCCGAGCAGCAGACGCAAACUCUCAUUAGAGCAUUCAAAACUGUCAGAUACACCCACGGCGAAGCCAUCAUUCGGGAAGGCGAAAUCGGUUCUCGUUUCUUCAUCAUUAAGCUCGGGGAAGUUGCGAUCAUCAAGGGAGACAAGCGCGUCCGAACUCUAGGGCGUCACGAUUAUUUCGGGGAAAGGGCUCUUCUGCAUGAUGAGAGGAGAAGCGCAACUGUGGCUGCAAACAGUGCAGAAGUUGAUCUCUGGGUUGUUGAUAAAGAUGUUUUUCUCCAGAUCGUCCGAGGCCCGAUGCUUACCCACUUGGAGGAGCGCAUCCGCAUGCAAGACACAAAAGUGGAGUUCAAAGAUUUGCAGGUCGUGCGGGUUGUAGGCCGAGGGACGUUCGGAACCGUGAAAUUGGUGCAGCACAUCCCAACAAAAAUCCGUUAUGCUCUCAAAUGCGUCUCAAGGCGCAGUGUGGUGGCACUCAGCCAGCAGGAUCACAUUCGCCUUGAGAGGGAGAUCAUGGCAGAGAACGACCAUCCAUUCAUCAUCAGGCUUGUCCGAACAUUCAGGGACAAGGAGUUUUUGUAUUUCCUCACGGAGCUGGUAACGGGGGGAGAACUGUACGAUGCCAUUCGGAAGCUGGGGUUGCUGGGGCGAUACCAGGCGCAGUUCUACUUGGCCUCUAUUGUAUUGGCCAUAGAGUACCUGCACGAGAGGAAUAUCGCUUAUCGAGAUCUGAAGCCCGAAAAUAUUCUUCUGGACUCGCAAGGUUAUGUGAAGCUCAUCGAUUUUGGAUGUGCUAAGAAGAUGCAGGGAAGAGCAUACACACUCGUCGGCACACCCCACUAUAUGGCGCCCGAGGUUAUUCUGGGCAAGGGAUACACGCUGACGGCAGACACGUGGGCUUUUGGGGUAUGCCUCUACGAGUUCAUGUGUGGUCCCCUGCCCUUCGGCAACGAUGCAGAAGAUCAGCUGGAGAUCUUCCGAGACAUCCUUGCCGGCAAACUGAUGUUUCCUCACUACGUGACAGACCAGGACGCGAUUAAUCUGAUGAAGCGCCUGCUUUGCCGUCUACCCGAAGUUCGAAUUGGGUGCUCGAUCAACGGCUAUAAGGACAUCAAGGAACACGCCUUCUUCUCGGAUUUCGAUUGGGAUAGAUUGGCAGGAAGAGACCUCUCCCCUCCUCUCCUUCCAAAGGGGGAGACCUACGCAGAAGAUGCGGAAGAGGGUGGAUUGGAGUUGGAGGAAGACGAGGGUCUUGAGCUUGAAGACGAGUAUGACUGGGACAAGGACUUUUAA
Molecule: messenger RNA, 2982 nt
Organism: Cyclospora cayetanensis
Lineage: Eukaryota; Apicomplexa; Conoidasida; Eucoccidiorida; Eimeriidae
Product: cGMP-dependent protein kinase egl-4
Exons: 25
Coding region: 1-2982 (993 amino acids)
Biological process (GO): peptidyl-serine phosphorylation; signal transduction
Cellular component (GO): cAMP-dependent protein kinase complex
Molecular function (GO): cGMP-dependent protein kinase activity; ATP binding; cAMP-dependent protein kinase activity
Source: RefSeq, a predicted model, not a curated record